This is a messenger RNA of Thunnus maccoyii (southern bluefin tuna), 2275 nucleotides long. It is a transcript of the gene pla2g12b, whose product is annotated as phospholipase A2, group XIIB. Lineage: Eukaryota; Metazoa; Chordata; Actinopteri; Scombriformes; Scombridae. The transcript is spliced from 5 exons. The record is from RefSeq and is a predicted model, not a curated record. Gene Ontology annotation, cellular component: extracellular region. Gene Ontology annotation, biological process: arachidonate secretion; triglyceride homeostasis; lipid catabolic process. Bases 152 to 1081 code for a protein of 309 amino acids. Gene Ontology annotation, molecular function: A2-type glycerophospholipase activity; calcium ion binding.
AACUACUCCAGUGGUCAUGAAUGGAAAAAAGAACCGUUUCAAACCAGAAAAAAGCCAGGAUAUCUCAGUUCUGACUACAUGAGAUAAUUCUCUUCUCACCCUGUUAACAACACCUCGUCUCCUCUGCUCGGACUGUCGCAAACCUAACACCAUGCUGCUUCGGACUGUGGUCCUGCUCCUCCUCUGCAUGUCCUCGGGCAUGUGUGCCACUUUAGGCCACUAUCAGACUCCGGCACAGGAGGAAGAGGCUGCUGCUGUGGACCCACAAAUUACUGAUGGUGUUGUAGCAGCUGCCUCUGAGCAAGAAGUUGUAGCUGCUGCAGAUGCUAAAGUAGGUGAUUCACCUGAAACUAAGGAAGCUAAAAUACCUGCAGUGGAUAACCCAGCAGCUGACAAACCUGAAGUGGAUGUCCCUGUCGCAGAUGAUACUACAGCUAAAGAGCCAGAGAAAGACAGUGAUAGGCCAGCUGGAGAUACCCCUGCUAUGGAAGCCCCCGUCCAGCAGCAACCAUCUGAGGAGGAGUUGAAUGAGAUCAGGCCAGUCCAGACCGACCAGUCCCUGAACAGACCCUUGGCACACGAAGAUAGUAACAGUUGGGGUAUGAACUCAAUUAGAAAUGGUUUCCAGAGUGUGCACGGAUACUUUGACUCUUUGGUGGAGCUGGUGGGGGGACGCAAUGGUGUCUGUGAGUACCGCUGCAGAUAUGGAAAACUUCCUCAACCUCGUCCUGGCUACCAGCUUCCAGAGCCCAAUGGCUGCAGCACCUCUCUGGUGGGAUUCCAGGUGAAUGCCGCUUUUGACUUGGGGAUCCCUGCUAUGACAAAGUGCUGUAACGAGCUUGAUGUGUGCUAUGACACUUGUGGCACAAGCAAGAACAACUGUGACUCCAGGUUACGCUCAUGUCUGCAUGGCAUCUGCUCUGACCUUAAGAAGAGUCUGGGCUUUGUGUCGAAGGUACAAGCCUGUGAGUCGAUGGCAGAUGCAGUAUACAACACCGUGGGGACUCUUGGUUGUAGACCUUACAUGAACAGCCAGAGGGCAGCGUGUGUCUGUGAGGAAGAGGAGAAGGACGAACUGUGACACAGAACACCAUAGAUAAUUCCUGGACACAAGAAAAAUAACAGAGUCAAGGGUAUUUCCACAGAUUAUACUGUAUAUUUAUAGUUGGGUUUUAAAGAGGAAAUACUUAACAUGAGCCCUCUCAAGAUUCAGAGCCCGGGAGUUAGAAAAGACAGAUGCAUAAGAACAGUUUAUUCAUAGGCAGCACUAACAAAUAUGAGGUGUCUGAAUAUGACUUUCAGAAUCUUAAUUAGCUGCUCAUGCAUAUUAUACUCUCCAUACUCCAUUUCAUUUUAGGCCAUUUUUAGGCAUAUGACUCCAUUACCAUAAAUUACUUUGAUGACUCCAAACAAAGUGCCUGAUGGGAAGGAUAUUGUAGUUGGAUUAAUUUCCUCUUGAUAGAAAGACACAGGAUAAUUGCUACGGCUCACAUGGCUCCUUGCAUGCUGCUGUUUAACAUUUAUCAGGCUAGUCUGCACAAAACAUAAGCCAGUGUCAUGUAAAUGUAAUGCCUAAUACAGAUGUUAACAUGUUAAUGUUUGAUGUAAGUUAUUUGCCACUUAUUUGUUAUUUUUUUAUGAAUAAAUGCAUGACUAAUUGCAUUUUAACUGACAUGAAUAAUUGCAGAUUAAUUGUCAGAGUGAUGAAGUGGAUGAAUAAUUCCCAGACAUGGCUCACUGAUAUCUCUUACACCGGAAUGUGUGACGUGCUCCACAGCCAUCUAUUAAACUGAGGGAAUGAGUCAGAAUGCAUCUAUGGAUGUUCCACGUGUAUUUUUCAAGUCAGUGGUGUUGUAAAAUAUAAACCAUUUUCAUAAAUCCACUACUGUAAAUCUCUAAGCUGAGAACCCUAAUCAAGCCUGAGAAAUGCCUAUGACCUAGAAAAACAUUCCUCAUGCAGCAUCAUGUUGUUACAAAUGAACUGUGGCCCCUCCAAAUGAUUUCUAAUAGAAGUGUCAUUCAAUUUAAUGUCGGUAAAUUGUGCUGCCAGGCAGAGUGGCAGAGAUGCACAGACUUAGAUGUACUAACCAGAAUUCAUGUGAUCCACAGCACUGUGACUGACACUGGAACUUGUGUAUAUACUGUACUUCUGCAUGUGUAUGUAUAUAUGUGGGAAUUUCAAAGAGAGCAAUGUGGACUGCUCUGUGUAUCUAAACCUAUGUUUGGUGUAUUAAAUACCAAAUAAACUGAAACAGUUAAUCUGCUUUCAUCUAAA